Mus pahari (shrew mouse) is the source of this 2592-nucleotide messenger RNA. RefSeq names its product methyltransferase-like protein 4. The record is from RefSeq and is a predicted model, not a curated record. Gene Ontology annotation, molecular function: RNA methyltransferase activity; site-specific DNA-methyltransferase (adenine-specific) activity; nucleic acid binding. NCBI's taxonomy places the organism in Eukaryota, Metazoa, Chordata, Mammalia, Rodentia, Muridae. The transcript has 9 exons. Bases 697 to 2109 code for a protein of 470 amino acids. Gene Ontology annotation, cellular component: nucleus; cytosol; RNA N6-methyladenosine methyltransferase complex.
CGUCAGUGACCCAGAGUCCUUCCCUGUCCGGGAAGCUGGCGUCUAGGGCGAGUAGGGCUGUCGGGGCGGAGCGGCCCGAGCCCUCCUGGAGUCGAGUUCCGUACAGCAAUAUGGCUGCGUCCUGGAACUGGAAAGCGAGGGUUUGUCUCCGAAAGGAUGGAGGCCAGGACCUGUUUUAGAGGAGUGCUGUUUCCACGGGGCGAGCCUGGGAGGCGGCGUGACGUUUCCUGACGGUAGGAGAGGCUGUCGAGUGUGGCGGUGGAAGAGCCUGAGGGAUAGUUAUCAUCAGGCUGUCUCAGGACACUCAUCUUUUAAGGAUUUAGUGACUUGAAUACUUGGACCAUGUGGACUAGUGCCUUGAUUCAAGGACCAAAACAGGACCACAGAGGGCACUCAAAGAAGAAAGGAGGAUCAAACUAAGAAGCGCCUUUGACUACAUUGGCUGAAAAUUUUGAAUGACCAAUUCUGAAAUUAAAAGACAUUUAAAGUAUAGCAUUUUUCCUUAGAGGUGGUAUGUACACACUCACCUUGUAUGUGUAAAUAUAAAACCUUAUUGCGUGUACAAAGUACACCAUUGAUAUACAGGAUGUUAAGAACUUAAUUACAACAUUGGUAUCAAACCCAGGACCCCCACACUGAGCUAUACUCCUAGUCCUAGUUCUGAUUCUUGAUUAUCAGUUUUUUGUUUUUGUGAGAAUGUCUGUGGUGCAUCAUUUGCCUCCUGGGUGGUUACUGGAUCAUCUUUCUUUCAUUAACAAAGUAAACUAUCAACUUCACCAGCAUCAAGAGCCUUUUUGUAGUAAAAACAACCCCACUUCUUCUGUCUACAUGGAUUCUCUUCAGCUGGAUCCCAGGUCUCCUUUUGGAGCUCCUGCUGCGUGCUUUGCUCCUGACUCCACUACUGUGUCGGGCAAUGAGGAUGAAGGAAGUUGUGAAGUGAUCACUGAAAAAUAUGUUUUCCGAUCUGAGCUAUUUAAUGUCACCAAACCUUACAUAAUUCCAGCUGUUAACAAAGAGCGCCAACAAAGUAACAAAAACGAAAAUCUAGUGACUGACUAUAAAAAGGUCUCUGUUUCUGUUGGGAAGAAGCGUAAAAGAUGCGUUGCUUUCAAUCAAGGUGAAUUGGAUGCCAUGGAGUAUCAUACAAAGAUCAGAGAGCUGAUUUUGGAUGGAUCUUCGAAGUUAAUCCAAGAAGGUCUCAGAAGUGGUUUCCUUUACCCACUUGUUGAAAAACAGGAUGGAAGUAGUGGACGUAUCACUUUACCACUUGAUGCCUGCAAUUUGUCAGAGUUAUGUGAGAUGGCAAAACAUUUGCCUUCCUUAAAUGAAAUGGAGCUUCAAACACUACAGUUGAUGGGAGAUGAUAUGUCUGUUAUAGAGCUGGAUUUAUCCUCACAGAUCAUUGAAAACAACUCCAGCUUUUCCAAAAUGAUUACUUUAAUGGGACAAAAAUACCUGCUGCCACCACAAAGCAGCUUUCUUUUGUCUGACAUUUCUUGUAUGCAGCCACUUCUUAACUGUGGUAAGACAUUUGAUGCAAUUGUGAUUGAUCCACCGUGGGAGAACAAAUCAGUUAAAAGGAGUAACAGGUACAGUAGUUUAUCACCACAGCAGAUAAAGCGAAUGCCUAUCCCUAAACUGGCUGCUGCUGACUGUCUCAUUGUUACUUGGGUGACCAACAGGCAGAAGCAUCUGUGUUUUGUGAAGGAGGAACUAUAUCCUUCGUGGUCUGUGGAAGUUGUUGCAGAGUGGUACUGGAUAAAAAUCACAAAUUCAGGAGAGUUUGUUUUCCCGUUGGAUUCUCCACACAAAAAGCCUUAUGAAUGUCUUGUACUGGGGAGAGUUAAAGAGAAAACUGCUUUAGCAUUAAGGAACACAGAUGUAAGAGUACCCCCGGUUCCAGAUCAGAAGUUGAUUGUCAGUGUACCCUGUGUUCUUCACUCACACAAACCGCCUCUUACCGAAGUUCUGAAAGACUACAUCAAGCCAGGUGGCCAGUGCUUAGAAUUGUUUGCUCGGAAUUUACAGCCGGGUUGGAUGAGUUGGGGCAACGAAGUCCUCAAGUUUCAGCACAUGGAUUAUUUCAUUGCUCUGGAGUCCAGAUGCUGACUGUAAAAGUUGUGCUGUCUUUAUCUCAGCUCCUUCCUUCAAACUCAUUUCCCCUUGUACCAGUCAGUGUGCUUAGACAUAUGAACUUUUAUACCAUUCAGUGUACCCAGAAAUGUAAAUUUUAUACCAAUCAAUGUGCAUAGAAAUAUACAUACAUCUCCCACAGCCCUUUACAGUGAGUCUCUUCCUUCGUUCCUCGAUCUGUGGCGAACAGUGGUUUGUUUUCUCACGUUAUUGUUUCCUAAUGCUGUGUCUGGCUUCUUCCACUGAGCAUUCAGGAAAACCAAUGACACUGUAUAUAAACCACUUGCUGCUUACUAAGGGGAUUGUUAGACUGAAUGUACUUGGACAAGCUUGCUUUACCUACCCAAUGAUUUCAUCAGACAUUAAUUUUGAGGUUUGUUCAUCUUUUGAGGGCCAGUCUAUGUUUUUUCUUUUUAUUUCUUCUUUAAUUUUUUUAAAAAAGUACUAUUUCUAUGUAUU